UGGAGAGCAGAGCGGAGCGACGGUGCGGAGGAGCGGAGGGAGCCGGACGGAGGAGCAGAAGGAGGACAUGCUGCUACUGAGAGAGGAGAGGAAAAGGAGCAGAAGGAUUGGAGAAAGGAGGAGGAGAUCGGGAGCUGCGGGAAAAGCGUUUUUACUCCUGCUUUUACUUCUGCUGCUGCUCAUGAACUUGGACUACAGAGCUGGACAACUGAGUUCUGACCACAGAGACACCGACUGACCACUCCAGCCGCUCCAGCCCGGCUGUGUUUCUGUUACUGAGGCAGGCGCGCGUUGGCCGUGCUAUGACACUGACACUGUGGAGGUCCCGCUAUGCACAGGACUAAGUCUGACGUUCUAAUGAUGAAGAGCAGGGGGGCUGGGCCGGUGGGCGGAGCCUGCCUACAGAACGGUGGCUCCUCCCCCUUCAGUAGCCACACCUCUUCCCUAAAGGCGGAUCCAGAGGAGGAAAGCCUGGAGGAUGUUCUUUCGGAGCUGGAGGCGGGGCCUGGGCUGGGGGUGGAGCCUGAGCUGGACGCUGAUGCAGGAUUGGAGGAGAACAGCAGCAGCAGUGUGACGGACUCCCAGAGCCCCGCCCCCACAGCCAGCUCUACAGACGUGUCUCAGACGUCUCCUUCGUCCCUUUCGGAGCAGCUCAUGUUGGGUCGAGAUGAAGCUGCUGGGAUAAACGUGGAAUGCCGGAUUUGUGGAGACAGAGCUUCAGGAUUUCAUUAUGGAGUGCAUGCAUGUGAAGGCUGCAAGGGUUUUUUCCGGCGGACGGUGCGAAUGAAGCUGGAGUAUGAGAAGUGCGAGCGGAGCUGUAAGAUUCAGAAGAAGAACCGUAAUAAGUGCCAGUAUUGUCGCUUCCAGAAGUGCAUGAUGCUGGGCAUGUCUCACGACGCGAUCCGGUAUGGCCGUAUGCCGGAGGCUGAGAAACGGAAGCUGGUGGCCGGAUUGCUGGCCGGUGAGACCACGGGCUCUCAGACCUCGGGCAGCUCCAACCUCAAAACACUCGCGAAGCGCGUCAACACCGCCUACCUGAAGAACCUUAACAUGACCAAGAAAAAGGCUCGCAGCAUCCUGACUGGCAGGACCACUUCCAGCCCGCCGUUCGUGAUCCAUGAUAUGGACUCGCUGUGGCAGGCUGAGAACGGCCUGGUGUGGAACCAGCUGGUGAACGGAGCUCCGCCCCAUAAGGAGAUUGGAGUGCAUGUGUUCUAUCGGUGUCAGUGCACCACAGUGGAGACGGUCCGGGAACUCACCGAAUUCUCCAAAAGCAUCCCGGGAUUCGUCGACCUCUACCUCAAUGACCAGGUGACGCUGUUGAAGUACGGGGUGCAUGAGGCGAUCUUUGCCAUGCUGCCGUCUCUGAUGAACAAGGACGGGCUGCUGGUGGCUAACGGCCGCGGCUUCGUCACGCGGGAGUUCCUGCGGAGUUUGAGGAAACCCUUCAGCGACAUCAUGGAGCCGAAGUUCGAGUUUGCCGUGAAGUUUAACGCGCUGGAGCUGGACGACAGUGACCUCGCACUGUUCGUCGCUGCCAUCAUCCUCUGUGGAGACCGGCCCGGCCUGAUGAACGUGAGGCAGGUGGAGGAGAUCCAGGACAACAUCCUGCAGGCUCUGAACCAGCACCUUCAGACCACACACCCCGACAACACCUACAUCUUCCCCAAACUGCUGCAGAAGAUGGCCGACCUGCGGCAGCUGGUGACCGAAAACGCACAGCUGGUCCAAACCAUCAAAAAGACGGAGUCGGAGACGUCCCUGCACCCCCUGCUCCAGGAGAUCUACAGAGACAUGUACUGACGGCCUGACGCUCAGACGGACUCGAACUGAAGAGACCGAGAGCCAAACUGUAUCACGACGCUGACCUGCAGCCGGACAGACGUUGAAACCCCGAAACCAAGAUUUCUAUUUUCUCUUUUGGAUGAAAGUUACUAUUUUUGUAAGAUGUUUGUACUCUGAACUCUGAGUGGAGGGCGGCCCACUCUGAGCCUUUCUCCACAGCCUUUACGCAUCUAUGCAUCUCUUAGCGUGAGAGAUCGUUCUCUGCAAGUGCUUAGAGCUACCUUAGCUUAGCUUAGCUUAGCAUAACUUAGCUUAGCAUAACUUAGCUUAGCUGAUGUUAUUUUUACUUAGCUUCGCAAAUCACAGCUUACACUCUGUAAAUAAAGGUGCCGCAAAGGGUCAGUGCUGGGAAAGAACCUCUAAAGCUCCCUAAAGAACUGUGCUUGUAAAAGAAGAUGUGUGAAGAACCUUUUAAAGGUGUAAAGAACCUGGUUCUCUACCAGUUUAAGGGUUCUUUCCAGAACCUUUACAUUUUUUAUUUUAAUAAACUUCUUCAUCUCAUUUAUGCUGCAAAAAAAUUCUAAACAAGUGGAAACAUCUUAGCUGUAGUCAAUACGUCUAAUAUUCCUCAUUAAGAGAUUGUUGUAGGCAUAUUAUAAGAUUUUGUAUAAGAUUGGUUUUAAGUAAUUUUAGCUAUUAACAGUGUUUCAUUCCAUUGACAGAUAAUUUUACUUGUUUCAAAUAUUAUUUCUUGAAAUUAGCAAAAUUAUAAGUAAAAUUCUCUUAAUUGAAUAAAACACAUUUACUAGAAAAAAUGACUUAAAACAAGUAAACAAUGUCCAGAAACAGGUUAAAUAAUCUCAUAAUAUUCUUACAAUAAUCUUAUAGUGAGAAAUAUUAGAUAUAUUGACUAGAUUUAUGAUGUUUUCACUUGUUUAGAUAUAAUCUUUGCAGUAUACAAAAACAGUUCUCUUAAGAACCAUCCAUUUAAAGGUUCUUUAAGGAGCCAAAAAUGGUUCUGCUGUGGCGUCAUGCGAAGAACCCUUUCUGGCAGGUUUAUUGAGAAGACUGUAGCUGCUCUUCCUCCCUCAGGCCGCGGGUCGUGGACCAGCUUAUCGUCAUACAGCUAUGCUAACACUCACAAUCUUUAGCAGAUCUGAAGAGUUUAGCUUAGCGCUGCGUUCUCUGGUGAACGAGGCAGUUUGAUCAGUAACAAAGGAAACGUUCUGGAUAACAGAGCACUGUGAGAACAUAAAGCAAUAAUGACGACAGAAACUUCACAGCUUUAGCUGUUUUAGCUCUGCUAGACAGCGUAGCCUCUGUAGCUAACGGUGUAGCCUACAGCCUUAACGUAGCUAGCAGUGCUAAAACAGCUGAAGCGUCCCCAGCUAACAAUGCGGCAUGAUAAUCAUUCCUGUUCUCGUGCUGCUCUCAGCAGAAAACACACAUGCGGCCCCUCACGCUGCGCUAGCUUGUGGCGCUCAGGUCCAGUGUGGAGUGCUGAACGACGCAGGAACUUCCUCUUUGCCAAAAUACAUUUGAUGGACAGAUUGUUACAACUUAAUAACCUCAGACUGUUUUUUUGUUUGUGUUUUUGCUGUUAAGGCCGUCGCACACCGGACGCAUCACGCAGCGUCACUCAGCAGAGCGCUGCUGUAGAACACCAGCAGGGGAGACGAUAAGCGCCAGGUUUUACACUCUACUCAUAAAUUAAAAGGAAUAAAUCAUUCAGCAUCACUCAUCACCCUCAGCAUCAGGUUUCUACCUCUACACAGACUGGCUGUUAUCGAGCUCUGAAAGGCUAGGCUAGUAACGCUAGCUGAGGUAACCUAGCGUUAGCAUCUGUCUGUUUGUCUGAAAGACUGACUGCCGUCCUCGGUAUGAAUUUAUAGCCACCACUGAGGCUCUCUGUGGUCUCAGUAUGGCUUUCGUUUAAUGUACACUGCAAAAAUGGUGUCUUGUCAAGUAAAACUAUCUUAAAUAUAGUCGAUAAAGCUAAUAUUUCUCCUGUUGAGAUUGUUGUAAACUUAAAAAGAUCAUUUACCUAAUUUCUAAUUUUACAUUUUAUACUUGUUUUAAGUCAUUUUAUUAAGUAAAAUUAUCUCACUAUAUUGAGAUAAUAUAAAACUGGAGUAGUAGAGGGGCAUACCAAGAGACGGAGUCGACUAAGCAAGCACAAAUCCAAAACCGGCGAAACAGAGUCACGUGGGAGUCAGAGGCAUCAUGGGAAUUGGAGUUCUGUUUGGCUCGGGAGCCGAAGGGAGGCGUGACAACAACCAUCUCAAAAUGUGAAAUAAGAUCGUUUCACUUGACAAGAUACCAUUUUUUGCACUAGUGGCUAAACACUGUGUGAUGCACUGAGAAGCCGAACAGAGCUCGGAGUCGCGCCGCGCCGGUGUGUGAGUCUCCGUUAAAAUCAAUGGUUUUGAGUUUUUGGACGAUGCGGCGCGUCUGGUGUGCGAAGCCUGUGGUGUUCUGAGCGAGUGGGCGAUAAAGCUGUGAAGAGAAUCACAGGGUCCUGAUCUGGUUAUGAUUACUGAACAGUUUAUUGAAGAUUAUUUUUUAUUCUUUAUCAGUUAUUUGUGUCUCAUUAGCCAAAACUUUGUUUAUUAAUACAAACUGAUUCUGUUUUUUUAUCCACAAUGAAGUCAGAUCGGUUAUGAUUGGCUUGAUGUAAGUGGGACGUUAUUGAUCUGAUGUACAGCUGCCCAACGUGGACAGAGCAGAGAUUAUUUUGUCGGCCUUUGUAUCCCAGCGGCGUGGCUGAGGACAGUUAUGACAAAAAUCACAGUUUUUCAGACUGCAGGAAGGUCUGUGAUUGGUUACAGCCGUAGAUAUACGUAUCAGAGACCUGGACAGUGAUGUGAAACCACUUGGCUGCUAUAGAUGUGAUGUAAACAUGGUCCCUGGAAGCUGCAUAUCUAAUGAAAAUGCCCAAUUUAAGAGUCGAGACGUUUCCUGUGGUAUUAUCCAUGUAGGAGUUUUAUUUUGUGUAAAAAAGCUGAGAUUACUGACGUUAGCUUGCAUGUAUUGUCUAGCUUUAUGUGCAUUUAGCAAAGCUAGCUAGCCCAAUUUCAGCUACCUUAAAACUAAAAGUUAGCGAAAGCAAUUUUACCUAACGGAUUAAAGCUGGUUGACCUAACUAAGCUAUUUAUUCCACAAAGUUCAGUUAAACGAGUGUGUUAUUAUCUAAAGUUAGCUUGUGGAUGUUGUAGCUUCAUUUUUAGCAGAGUGAGCUUAAAGCUAACUUAACUAAAGUUAACAAUUUUAGCAACCAAGCAAAACUACAAGUUAGCAAACGCUUAACUUAGAUAAGUUAGCCAGUUUACCGAGCUCAGUACAGCUAUCAAACUCAACUAGCUGACCAGAUUAUCUCAUUGUCCUGUUUUUGUAUUGAUUAUUAUGUCCAUUAAUUUUAUAUCUAUAAUUUUUCCUUUUAUUUUUGUGCUAUUAUUAUUAUUUUUUUUCUCUUUUAUUUCUAUGGGUGUAAACACCUUGAUAAACCGAAAUAAAUGUAUUAAUAAUGAUAAUAAUAAUAAUGAUGAUAAUAAUAAGAAUUUGCUACAUUAGGCUGUUUAUUUCAGUUCAGUUUAGCAAGUAAGUAAAAACUCUCGAUCGCUUACACAAACUAUUAUUAUAUAUGAAUAUUUUAAAGAAAAAACCUUGAAAACAAUCAGUGAAAGUCAGUAUGAGGCUGAUGGGGAGCACUUACAUUCAGGGAGUAUGUGCUGCUGGAUAGCUUCAGUAGAGCGCCCUCUGGAGGCUAAUCUAGGUCUCUAAUAUGUAUAUGUGUGGUUAAAGCACAUGACAGAGUUGUGUGAGAUGUGCUGGAACAGUUACUGCUGAGUUACGAUGGACACGGUUGUUUCUGUUGCUAAAAGCAAAAUGCUAACAGAACGCACCACGUUUUGCCAUAAAUGCUGCUCCUGCAUUAUUUUCUAUUGCAGAUGCCAAAUCCUGUGCUAACGGUUAAAGUGAUGUGCUGUGCAGCGCUAACUCUCCGAGUACCGCACCACCCAUUAAAGUGAUAUUUGUGCGGAAACCUUCUGAGUUUAAAGCCGAUUCACAGCACGCCCGAUUUAUUUGGACGAACAAACAGAUUUUUAACGUAGCGGGACUUUUACACCGAAUCCGACCAUAUAUUUUCUUUAACCUCUGUAUUAUUAUAGUCAUUGUGCUGCAGGUCGUAUAAACUCUUGUGCUCUGCUACAAACAUAAUGAGUUCUGCCACCAUCUUGAUUUGUUUGGGCUGCGUCCACAUAGUGCAGAAAAGCAGCGUCGCAGUCUGUUGGUUUCGGACUCGAUGUGAAAGGCGGGAUUAAUAUACAUGUUCGCUUUCAUAACUUGAUGUUUUUUCGUCCAUAAAAAUCGAACAGUGUGAAUAGGCCUUCACCCUGAGUGUAGUCGAUCAGCCAAGACAUGUUUGGUGUCUGAAGGUUGUUUGUUUAUGCCGGGAUCAGACGACAAAAAUUCAGCCUAACUUUGACACGAUUUUGUCGCAGCCAACAAAUUCCCAGCGUCGACCCCAGUAAGAGCGUCGGGAACGAUGAACGGGUCCUUUAUUGUGACAUCAUCACAGUGAUGUGGCAUCUGGGACGCCCCGUGAAAAGUCCAGCAUGUCAGAAUUGUUCAUUUCCUGCCUCAUCUAACGUCUCCUUCGACGUGCUCCUCGUCAUUAACCAAUAACUGCUGUUUUAGCUUUAAGGUGGAACAACGAAACAGGAAAGGUUCUUUGAGCUGUGGCAGCAGAACCCCUGCCUUUCUGCCGUCUCCUCGAGGGAGAACCAUGACCGAGUCAUAAAAGAUAAACGUUAAAAAGAGAAACAGCGUUUAUAGAGACUGUUAUAUGUAGAGAGAGACCAGAGAACCUGGUAGCUCUGUUUAUGUAAUGUUCUUGAUAUGGUAACACGUUCGUUAGCGGUUCUCUCUGAAGGACAGAUGACCCACACUGUCCUCUUCUGACACCCAGAGACGGCUCCACAUUCACUUUCAUCUUCUUUUUCUCUUCAGAACAAAAAACCACUUCUUGACCUGCCUCGCCGACAACCUAUGAACUCACGCAAGAGCCUGAACGAUGGUUGUUUGGCGUCUUGUUGUGCUGCCAGUCUCUCGACCAAGACACGGCACCAAAUCAUGGCACUACGAUUGCCUAAUUUGACCAUCCGGUGAGACAAAAAUACCGUGUAGUCUGAUCCCAUCUCAAAAUGAGAAAUACUGUACUGUUUACUAGAUUUACGAUAAUUUCAUUGGACUAGUCACCAUUUAUUGCAGUGCGUUUGCCUGCACGAUGCUAAAAGGCCUCUGUUAGCUACAUUAGCCUCGUAGCUCCAGAGCUAAAACUAAAGAAGUGAACUUGUCUUGACUGAUUGACUACAUUUGGAGUGAAGGGGGGGGGUCUUUUUGCCAAACUAUCGCUUUAAUCCCGCUGCAGUGUAAGUGGUGUGAUGCUGAGAUGCUGUAAAUCAGGCCGCAGAUCUACAGUAAUAACGUCUGAAUGUUUCUUUUUGCUGAAAUGAACAUUUCAAAGCUAAUUCUUUAAGCGGCUGGUGUUCAGCGCCGCUGCUGUCGCUGUGAUUCAAACCUCAGAACCGUUUUCUGGAACUUUCUUUCAUUUAGUUUCUGUUUGUCAGACAUUUAAAUGACGGUGCUGCUAAACUGUUUUUGUCCUUUGUUCUGAAGCUGACUCUUCCUCAGCCGGAGGCGGGCCGAUGAGCUGUUGCUGUUGCCACGGUUACCGUCUCCGUGAUUACAGUGCGGCUGUAGCUCAUGUAAUUCACUGUCAUGUCCAUGUAAUGUAACAGUUAUUAAUGUUUUUGCCAUAUUUAAGUGAUGAAUACAGUCUGCUAUGCAACACCAGAGCACAGAACAAUCAUACUGUAUAUAUAUACACUCACUGACCGCUUUAUUAGGAACACCUGAACACCUGCUCGUUCGUGCAGUUGUCUAAUCAGCCAGUCAUGCAGCAGCAGUGCAGUGCAUUAAAUGAUAUGGGCAGCAUAUUUUCAGGUGAUGUUCACAUCAGCCGUCAGAAUGUGGAAAAAUGUCAGUGAUUCUGACUGUGUCCACUGUUGCCCAGACAGGCUGGUCUGAGUGUUUCUGUAACUGUUGAUCUCCUGAGAUUUUCACACUCAGCGUCUCUAGAGUUACUCAGAAUGGAGCAGUAAAGAAAAACAUCCAGUGAGCAGCAGCUCCACCGAUGGAAACGCAUUGUUGAUGAGAGAGGUCAGUGGAGAAUGGACAGGCUGGUAUGAGCGGACAGAAAGACUACGGUCACUCAGAUGAUCACUCUGUACGAUUGUGGCAAUCAGAAAAGCAUCUCAUAACGAACAACACGUCAAGCCUUGAGGUGGAUGGGCUACAACAGCAGAAGAACCAUGUCAGGUUCCACUUCUGUCAGCCAAGAACAAAAAGCUGAGGCUUCCUGGACAGCUGAAGAUGGAAAAACGCAGCCUGGUCUGAUGAAUCUGGAUCUGGAUGGGACACGCAGAUGGUGGAGUCAAAAUUUGGCACCAACAGCAUGAAUCCAUGGACCCAACCUGCCUUGUGUCAGCAGUCCAGGCUGGUGGAGGUGGUGUAAUGGGGUGGGGAAUGUUUUAUCGGCCCGUUAACACUGAUCAAUCAUCGUUUGAAUGCCAAAGCCUGUUUGAGUGUUGUUGCUGACCAUGGCCACAGUUUCCUAUAUUCUAAUGGCUACUUUUAGCACAAAGCGAAUGACGACUCACGAACCUUACAGUGUUCCUCAGUGGCCUCAAAGAAAUGUUUCCGACAUCCUGUGGAACCCAUGCCAUGAAGAAUUGAGGCUGUUUCAGAGUAAAGGGUAUCAGUGUAGUGUUCCUAAUAAAGUGCUCGCUGAGUGUAUAUAUGUAUCUACAGACACACGUAUCUGCACAUAUAUCCACAUAUCAGUUUAAUCAAUAUCAGAAUCUUUCCGUUCACGUUUCAGUCCGUGUUCAGUAAGUUAGGGCCUGUUUGAAAAGUUUUACUUGUAUGUGAAUAUGUUGAAUAAAUGAUGUAAUCUAA
Colossoma macropomum (tambaqui) is the source of this 8805-nucleotide messenger RNA. It is a transcript of the gene pparda, whose product is annotated as peroxisome proliferator-activated receptor delta a. NCBI's taxonomy places the organism in Eukaryota, Metazoa, Chordata, Actinopteri, Characiformes, Serrasalmidae. Gene Ontology annotation, molecular function: RNA polymerase II cis-regulatory region sequence-specific DNA binding; zinc ion binding; nuclear receptor activity. Bases 331 to 1803 code for a protein of 490 amino acids. Gene Ontology annotation, cellular component: nucleus. The record is from RefSeq and is a predicted model, not a curated record. The transcript is spliced from 8 exons. Gene Ontology annotation, biological process: negative regulation of inflammatory response; regulation of lipid metabolic process; cell differentiation.